Molecule: messenger RNA, 978 nt
Organism: Aspergillus bombycis
Lineage: Eukaryota; Fungi; Ascomycota; Eurotiomycetes; Eurotiales; Aspergillaceae
Exons: 1
Coding region: 1-978 (325 amino acids)
Source: RefSeq, a predicted model, not a curated record
AUGCCCCCUAUAAAGCUCCUCCCCAACGACACCAUCAACAGCAACAACAGCACAUCAACAUCCAGUUUCACGACCUCCAUCUCGACCAACUCCCUCACCUCGAAGCUUGACACUAGCAUCAAUAAUCACAGUCAUCACAGUAAUAACGCACUCACCCGGCGCCCAACACUAACCAGUCUGACACGAUGGGUAUCCAGGAAGAUGUCUCGACAGAGGCUGCCCAAUCAUGCUGGGGAACUUAAUGAGGGGAGAAGUCUGUCUGAGGAAGAGGGGGAGGAGGAGGGGGGCAGAACGACGGAGGAUGAUUAUGCGGCUUGGUGUUGGGCGUUUAGUGAGGGGAGGACCGGGGGCGGCGGUUCUCAUUCUCAUGGGAAUCCUCAGGGAAAUACUCAUGGUUAUGAGUAUAGAUAUGAUGACCCUGAGUAUGGUUAUGGGUCUUAUGGUGAACAUGAUUCUGGACAUGGACAUGGACCCGUGCAUGGUCAUGGAUCAGGACAUGAGCAUGGUCCUGAUCAUGGACAGAAGAAGUAUGACGAGAAUCUAUUCUCCGAUUUCGAUCACCAAGACCCCCCAAAUCAUGAAUUCGGGGGACCACGUUCUGGGAGGCACGAGGGGGAGGAGAGCUAUGGCCAUCCAUACGCAGAUCGGGGUGGGGAACCGGGCAAGACCACGAACACGAGGGGGACGUACACGUUUCUCCAGAACCAAGAGGAUCGACUGGGACGAUACGAGAGCUCGGAAAGUGUUCCGGCCGACCAGCUGUUGCGAUUUACGCCGAUCGGACACUAUGGGUAUAGCCCCUUGACGGCGGGGCGAUCUGUCUCGCCGCCACGUCGUAUCCUGACCCCGGCCCGGUAUGCGGAGACGAAUCGGCUGGAGAAGGAGAAGAGUGACGAGUUGAAGCAGAAGCAGAAGGCGCAGAGAGGUUUCUGGGGACCGGUGCGAGCACUCUGGGUUUCGUUGCGGCGGUCUCGGUGA